Molecule: messenger RNA, 2210 nt
Organism: Momordica charantia (bitter melon)
Lineage: Eukaryota; Viridiplantae; Streptophyta; Magnoliopsida; Cucurbitales; Cucurbitaceae
Source: RefSeq, a predicted model, not a curated record
UUUGACAUUAAAUGGGAUUAACGUGGUUCCUGGAUUUGGAUAAAACUUUCCAAUGUCGUCUGAAUGGCAAUUAAUUUUCCUUCUUAAUUACCAUUAUUAUUUAUUUUACUAAAUUUAGCUUCUUCUUCUUCUUCUUCUUCUUCAUCCAUUAAUAGACAUUGUCGUAAAAAUCGAAAAGAUAAACAUCGCCCAAAGACAUCUCUGAUUGUUUCAAUGUCUCCGAAACAGUUUAUGCAUUCCAUUCUUAGCCAAUUUAGCCUCAAUUUCAGUUCCUUCAGAUCUGAAUUUUACCAAAUUCUUCUCCACUCACUGUCUUCGUCUCUAUAAAUCAAUAUCCCAAUCCCCAAUUUCCAUAACAAUCAUUCCAAAUCGAGAAUAAUCUCAAUCUCAAUCUCAAUCUCAAUCUCGAACCGCCAUUGAUUUCCAUUUCUAUUUUCUACUUCGCCACUGCCGUCGUCAAAAAAUCAGUCUGCAGCAGGGUCAGUUAACUAACCAUGCCUGCGGGAGGGUUCGCGGUGGCUUCCUCCGGCGCGGAGUUCGAGGCCAAGAUCACUCCGGUCGUCAUCAUUUCCUGUUUGAUGGCGGCCACCGGAGGGCUCAUGUUCGGCUACGACAUCGGCAUUUCCGGUAAUUUCGAAUCUCUGAACUUGUGUUCUUCAGUACUACUAAUUUUCUUCUCUGCUCUAAAUUCGACAUGUCGAUUUGGUUCAGGGGGAGUGACGUCGAUGCCUUCGUUCUUGAAGGAGUUCUUCCCCGUCGUCUACGAGAGAACUCAGCAGCACGGAGCGGACGACAGCAAUUACUGUAAAUACGAUAAUGAGAACUUACAGUUGUUCACGUCUUCUCUGUAUCUCGCCGCCUUGACGGCCACAUUCUUCGCGUCUUACACCACCAGAGUACUCGGCCGGAAACACACCAUGCUCAUCGCCGGAGUCUUCUUCAUCUUCGGAACGAUUCUCAACGCCUCCGCCGUCAACCUCUUCAUGCUCAUUCUUGGAAGGAUCUGUCUCGGUUGUGGAGUCGGAUUCGCCAACCAGGCCGUGCCGUUGUUUCUAUCGGAGAUAGCGCCGACGAGGAUUCGUGGAGCAUUGAAUAUAUUGUUCCAAUUCGAUGUGACCGUCGGCAUUCUGCUCGCGAAUCUCAUCAAUUACGGCACAUCCAAGAUUCAAGGCGGAUGGGGAUGGAGGCUAUCGCUGGGAUUGGCCGGCAUUCCGGCGCUGUUGUUGACUCUUGGAGCGAUCUUAGUCGACGAUACUCCGAACAGUUUGAUCGAACGCGGCCAUUUAGAGAAAGGAAAAUCGGUGCUAAGAAAAAUCAGAGGAACAGACAACAUCGAGCCAGAGUACCAGGAGAUCUUGGAGGCGAGCCGCAUCGCUCAAGAAGUGAAACAUCCGUUCAGAAACCUCCUCAUGCGCCGCAACCGCCCGCCGCUCGUCAUCACAAUUCUCCUCCAGGUGUUCCAGCAAUUCACCGGAAUCAACGCGAUCAUGUUCUACGCUCCGGUUCUGUUCAACACAGUAGGCUUCGGCAACGAUGCGUCUCUCUACUCCUCCGUGAUUACAGGUGCCGUCAAUGUCCUCUCCACAAUAGUCUCGAUCUACUUCGUCGACAAGAUCGGGCGACGGAUCCUGUUGCUAGAAGCCGGCGUCCAAAUGUUCAUCUCGCAGACGAUCAUCGCGAUCGUGCUAGGGGUGAAACUGCAGGACAACGAGAACGAUCUGUCGCGCGGGACGGCGAUCGUGGUGGUGCUGAUGGUGUGCAGUUUCGUGUCGUCGUUCGCGUGGUCGUGGGGACCGCUCGGGUGGCUGAUUCCGAGCGAGACUUUUCCGUUGGAGACGCGAUCGGCGGGGCAGAGCAUAACGGUUUGCGUGAAUAUGGUGUUCACAUUCGUGAUCGCGCAAGCUUUUCUGUCGAUGCUGUGCUAUAUGAAGUACGGGAUCUUCUUGUUCUUCUCCGGUUGGGUGCUGGUGAUGUCGCUGUUCGUCAUGUUCUUUCUGCCGGAGACAAAGGGCGUUCCGAUCGAGGAGAUGACGGAGAGACUGUGGAAGGAGCACUGGUUCUGGAAGAGAUUUAUGGACGAGGAUGUGGUUAAAAAGGAAUCGGUUUAAGCAUCAAGGCCUCGUCUCGAUUUGGAAUAAUACCAUCUGAAUCAAAACAAUCUGAAUGAAAUCCGUCGGAGUUGAAUGAAAAUGUUAUUUCUUUGAUUUUGU